UCAAAUAUAAUGUUAAACAAAAUUAAGUUAUUUAAAAUGAUCAGUAUACUUCAAUUCAUUAACUUUAGAAAUUUUAAGUAAAAAAAAUUAACUAAUUUGAAUGGAUAUUCUUAUUUUAUUAUCAUUUUUUUCUUCUCGAAUAGUUUCUCACUAGAAAAAUGGUGGAGGUUUUGCGGGAUAAAGAGUAUCUCGUCAAAGAAUAUCUUGAAACUCGUGGAUUAUACAGUCAUCAUAUAAACUCGUUUAAUGCAUUUAUCGAUCGUGAUCUUAAGAAAAUAGUCCAACAAAAUUAUGCUGUACGCAGUGAUGCCGAUCCAAAUUUUUAUUUACACUUUAAAAAUGUUACAGUUGGUUAUCCUCAGGUAGAUGACGGCUUUAAUGUCACACGAAAUGUAACACCUCAAGAAUGUCGUCUUAGGGAUCUUACUUAUUGUGCUCCUAUAUAUGUUGACAUUGAAUAUGUCAAAAGUGGUAUGAAAUAUCUACGAAAAGGGUUUAUUAUUGGCAAAUUACCAAUUAUGCUUAGAAGUAAUCGCUGUUGUUUAUAUCAAAAAUCAAAUGCAGAAUUAGCUAAAAUGAAAGAAUGCAUCUAUGACUCUGGUGGUUAUUUUAUUGUUAAAGGAACUGAAAAAGUAAUACUUAUGCAGGAACAACCUGCUAAAAACAAAAUUUUAGUAGAAAAAGAUUCUAAUGGUAUUCCAACAGUACAAGUAAUGAGUAGUACAGUUGAUAAAAAGUCAAAAACAAAUAUUAUUUUUAAAAAAAAUUUGAUUUAUGUUUGCCAUAAUGCUUUAGAAGAAAAUAUACCUUUUGUUGUUUUUAUGAAAGCUUUGGGAGUUUGUUCAGACCAGUUGAUUCAGCAAAUGGUAGGAACAGAGUUUCCUAUUAUGAAUCAAAUGUAUCCAUGUUUUAUAGAAUGUAGUAAAUUGAACAUUUAUACUCAAAAGCAAGCUUUGAGAUAUAUUGGAGAUCGAAUUAAAAAAAUUGGAUUCUCUACUGAAGAAUAUGAUAGCCGUGUUAUUACUGAGGUACAUGAUUUUUUAUCAACUGUAAUUUUAGCUCAUAUACCCGUUACCAACACAAAUUAUCAUAUAAAAGCUAUUUACACAUCAGUAAUGGUGAGGAGAUUAAUAUUUUCUUUAUCUAACCCAGAUUUAUUUGACAGUAAAGAUUAUUAUGGUAAUAAGUGUUUGGAUUUACCAGGAUCAUUUUUGUCUUUACUUUUUGAUGAUACUUUUAAGCGUUUCAUUUUUGAACUUAAAUCUGUUGCUGAUAAAAAUAUUCCUAAAGUUAAAGCUACUCCUUUUGAUAUAAUAAAAUAUAUUAGGACUGAUACAAUAACUAAUUCAUUAGUUUUUGCUAUUCAAACAGGCAACUGGACAAUUAAGCGAUUUCGAAUGGAAAGGCAUGGUGUUACACAAGUUUUAACCAGAUUAUCAUAUCUGUCUGCUAUUGGUAUGAUGACAAGAGUAAAUUCUCAAUUUGAAAAAAGUAGAAAAGUUUCUGGUCCUCGGUCUCUUCAACCAUCACAGUUUGGAAUGUUAUGCCCAUCUGAUACUCCUGAAGGAGAAGCUUGUGGACUUAUUAAAAACAUAUCUCUUUUAGCGCAUGUUACAACUGAAUCUGAAGAUGAUGAUGCUGUUCUAAAACUAUCCCUUAAUUUAGGAGCUGAACCUGUGGGUUUACACUCAAUAGAAGAACUUAAUGAAGAUUACAAGUAUUUAAUUAUAUUUAAUGGUAAUAUCAUAGGAUCUACAAAUAAAUGUAUUGAUUUUGUUAAUAAAUUCAGAUUAUGUAGGCGUAAAGGAUUGUUCAGUAAAUUUAUAUCUAUUUAUAUAUCAGAGAGACACAAAACUAUUUAUAUUAAUUCUGGAGAUGGUAGAUUAUGUAGACCUUACAUUGUUGUUCAAAAUGGACAGCCACUAUUAAAAAAUUCUCAUGUUGAAGACUUAAAAAAAGGUUACUGCACAUUUCAAGACUUCAUAGAUAAAUCAUUGGUAGAGUUUAUUGAUGUUGACGAAGAAAAUAAUUGUCUAAUUGCAUUUAGUGAAGAAAAGAUUAUUCCAGAAACUACACAUAUGGAAAUGGCACCAUUUUCUAUUUUAGGUAUUUGUGCUAGUGUUAUACCUUAUCCUCAUCACAAUCAAUCACCACGAAAUACUUAUCAAUGUGCUAUGGGUAAACAAGCCAUUGGAACUAUAGCUUUAAAUUAUUUACAUAGAAUAGAUACACUUCAGUAUAAUUUGUGGUAUACUCAUGUUCCUAUGGUUCAUUCAAAAGCUGUGCCAAUGAUUAACUUUGACAAACUACCAGCUGGUCAAAAUGCAACUAUUGCUGUUAUGAGUUAUUCUGGCUAUGAUAUUGAGGAUGCAAUAAUACUUAAUAAAGCUAGUGUUGAUAGAGGAUUUGGACGAGGUGGAACAUUUAGAAAUUCAAAAUGUUUUUUAAGACAUUAUCCAAACCAAAUGAUGGAUUCCAUACAAGGACCAAUUAUAGAUAAUACUACAAAAAAACCAAUUUAUAAACAUAGAGCAUUAGAUAAUGAUGGUAUAGCAGCAAUAGGUCAACCAGUUUUUGAUAAACAAGUUACAAUAAAUAAAGCAACUCCAAAAACGGUUACUGUUGAAGAUGUAGGUGGUGAUAGAGGUUUUAAAGAAACACCAAUGUUUUAUAAAGGUUAUGAUCCUUCUUAUGUUGAUAAAGUAAUGAUAACUUCAAAUAGUGACUGUUUUUUGAUAAAAAAAAAUUUUAGGCAACCCAGAAGACCUGAAAUUGGUGACAAGUUUAGUAGUAGACACGGCCAAAAAGGAGUUGUGGGUUUAAUAGUUAAUCAAGAAGAUAUGCCUUUCAAUGAAAUGGGUAUUUGUCCAGAUUUAAUAAUGAAUCCUCAUGGUUUCCCAUCUCGUAUGACAGUAGGUAAAUUAAUUGAAUUGUUGGCUGGCAAAGCUGGACUACUUGAAGGAAAAUUUCAAGAUGGUAGUGCAUUUGGUGGAGCAACUGUAACUGAUGUUAGUAAUGAAUUACAGAAACAUGAUUUCAACUAUUUGGGAAAAGAUGUUCUUUAUUGUGGGAUUGAUGGAAAACCAAUGGAAGCUUACAUUUAUGCAGGACCUGUAUUCUAUCAACGUCUUAAACAUAUGGUUGCUGAUAAAAUACAUGCUAGAUCUAGAGGUCCAAGAGUUUUACUUACAAGACAACCAACUGAAGGUCGAUCUAAAGAUGGUGGCUUACGUAUGGGAGAGAUGGAAAGAGAUUGUUUAAUAGCAUAUGGUGCAAGCAUGUUAAUUAUAGAACGAUUAAUGUUGAGUAGUGAUGUUGUCGAAAUGGAUGUGUGUAAGAUCUGUGGUUUAUUUUCAUAUUCCGGUUGGUGUCAUAUGUGUCAAAAAAGUAAUUCUGUAUGUCGUAUUAAAAUGCCAUAUGCUUGUAAAUUAUUAUUUCAGGAACUUCAAGCUAUGAGUAUUGUGCCUAAAAUAUCAUUGAAGAAAUAUUGUGAUUAAAUAAUUAUUCUUAAAAAUAUAUUGUAAUCAUUAAAGUGUUAUUGUUUUUGUAAAAAUAUAUUGAAAACAUCUAUAUUAUCAAAACAAUGUAAAAUUUUUUAUUUAAUAUAAAUAAAAUUGUAAAAGAUUUUA
This is a messenger RNA of Daktulosphaira vitifoliae (grape phylloxera), 3629 nucleotides long. It is a transcript of the gene RpIII128, whose product is annotated as DNA-directed RNA polymerase III subunit RPC2. Gene Ontology annotation, cellular component: RNA polymerase III complex. The record is from RefSeq and is a predicted model, not a curated record. The transcript is spliced from 2 exons. Bases 159 to 3497 code for a protein of 1112 amino acids. Gene Ontology annotation, molecular function: ribonucleoside binding; DNA-directed RNA polymerase activity; DNA binding. NCBI's taxonomy places the organism in Eukaryota, Metazoa, Arthropoda, Insecta, Hemiptera, Phylloxeridae. Gene Ontology annotation, biological process: DNA-templated transcription.